AUGGCUGACUUCCCAUCACCGGAAAGAAGGCCAUCUAACCAUCCUUUCCAAUGCAUAAUUUGCCAAAGUCGCUUCACUCGUCAUGAAAAUCUUAAACGGCAUGCCACACUUCAUACCCGAUCGCAGGCCGAAGCUGCCAUAUCCUGCGACUACUGCCCAUCUACCUUCUCAAGACCCGACUUGCGGAAUCGUCAUAUGAAGCGAAAACACCCGGAGUACGAUCCAAGCCCAACUAGAAAGACCGUUCGCCGAAAAUCUUCUACGCCUAGAGGGUACAUCAGUCGGCAUAGCUCAAGCGACAAAGACAGCUCCUCGUCACCCGAAUCCACCGGGGGCGUUAUGCAAAUACAAUUCACAGGUGAUGAAAGUGGUCAAAUUGAAGACGGGAUAUACCGAAAGGCACUUGAAAGUAUCUCUUUCCCAGGAACCCCGGACUUUGGAAGCAGCAUGCUACCUGAAAUGACCGCCGAACCGUCAAAUCCCCAAUCUACUGCCUUCUCCUAUCAAAACCUAUUCAAUACCGACCAAAAUAAUUUCAAUAUCGCCCACGUCAUUCCUAACAGAUUAUUCGAGGCGGAUCUCCAAGUACCGCAGGAGGACUGGGCACCUUCUGGCCUUCAGAUCACACAUGGAUGUCAGCUGUUUUUCAAUCAUGUCGCGCACUUCCUUCCAUUCCUCCACCGAGCGACGUUCGAGCCCUUUAAAAUUUCCCAAUGCCUGCUUUUCGCGGUACUCUGCCUUGGGUAUCAAUACGGAGAGGAUCCCGAUCAUGACAAUGCGCAGGGCUCUGGAGUGAGACUAUCACAGCAAUUCUUCCGCCAAAGUCGGUCCCUUUUGAGUUCUAGUGAGGGAUCAAAUGACGAAACAGCCACAGACAGGAUUCAUAUUGUCCAGUCAUAUUUAAUUCUUCAAUUGUCUGCGAUGAUGUAUUUCUGUGGAGAUGAGUCCUCAAUCGGACUGGAUAUGCAUUCUAGGAUGAUCUCUCUCGCUCGGUCAUUCGGCCUGAUGCAGCCUCUCGGGAUCGAAUCUUCUACAACCCAAGAUCUCGAUUCUUUAUGGCGCGAGUUUGUUCGUGCGGAAUCCCAUAAGCGGACACUCUUCGCUAUUCACCAAAUAGAUGCCCUCUGGUAUCAAUUCUUAUCAAUCCCACGCUCUAUCUCGCAUUUAGAGAUCAAACAUGAUCUUCCCUGUCCAGAGGGCCAGUGGUCUGCACCAUCCUCUGCAGACUGGGCACAUCGCCGCCUUCUAUCUGGAAAUUCAGGUCCAUCAGUACAAUAUUCAGAUGCAGUCCGUCGCUUCCUUUCUCCGGGUGGUGAAAUCGACUCAAUACCGCCGUUUGAUCCCUACGGCGCAAUAAACAUAGCGCAAUUUCUUAUCUCCAGCGCCAGAGAGAUAUCAGGCUGGUCGACUAUGACAGGCAUGCUCAGUAUUGAACGAUUCGGCGCCCUAAGAUCGUCACUCGUUACACUUGGACCCUUUAUUCGAGCCCCAUCACCAUCAUCAACAUCGGAACAUAUAGCAUUAUGUGAAGCAACUUGGGAAAUUGCAAUGCUUGAGCUACACAUGUGGUCACCUUCACAUACGGGUGGCAUUGUAGCUGCUAGUAUGGAUGCGGUCUUGAAUCAUUCCACCUAUCUUGCCCCUUUUUGCGAACUAUUAUCCGAACCUAAUACUGCCAAAGCAGUUCAACCUCAUGUGACAUGGUUCUUACGUUAUCUGAAUACCAACUCUGUACCCGAGCUAGAGGCGCCAUGGCUUACGCUUUAUGCUUACAAGGCUUUUCUUAUUGCCUGGCAACUUGUGUGUGGGGGUGCCCCUGAUGCAAUGGCUGUUGUUGGCGUUCAGAGCGGGGAUAAGAGUGGAGCUUUGAAAUGGGCUAAAGUUGUUUUCCAACGGAGAGCACGAUGGCAGUUGGGAAGAUUGAUUCUUUCUUGCCUUGAAAAUCUGGACGACGAAUGA
Penicillium angulare is the source of this 1959-nucleotide messenger RNA. RefSeq lists its product as uncharacterized. Gene Ontology annotation, cellular component: chromatin. Lineage: Eukaryota; Fungi; Ascomycota; Eurotiomycetes; Eurotiales; Aspergillaceae. The record is from RefSeq and is a predicted model, not a curated record. Gene Ontology annotation, biological process: regulation of transcription by RNA polymerase II; DNA-templated transcription. The transcript has a single exon. Gene Ontology annotation, molecular function: zinc ion binding; RNA polymerase II cis-regulatory region sequence-specific DNA binding; DNA-binding transcription factor activity, RNA polymerase II-specific. Bases 1 to 1959 code for a protein of 652 amino acids.